Messenger RNA from Colletotrichum godetiae, 1758 nucleotides. RefSeq lists its product as uncharacterized. The record is from RefSeq and is a predicted model, not a curated record. Bases 1 to 1758 code for a protein of 585 amino acids. The transcript has 3 exons. Lineage: Eukaryota; Fungi; Ascomycota; Sordariomycetes; Glomerellales; Glomerellaceae.
AUGCCCAAGGUCGUGGAAUCUCAGCUCGGCGGUCACGACAUAUUACCAUCUAGAGAGAACACCCUAGACAGUGUGGGGGAAUCUCCCACGUACUCGACUCUCAGAUGGUGGUACUUGGAGAUAGGAUGUUGCUUCCUCGCCAUUGCAAGUCUCGUGGCCCAAGCCAUCGUCCUCUGGCAGUACGACGGCAAACCGCAAGAUGCAUGGCCAAGCACGACUCUGACCCUCAACGGUCUGAUCGCGAUUUUAGCCACCGUCUGCCGCGCGACCUUCAUGAUCGCUGUGGGUGCCAUUCUCAGCCAGGCAAAAUGGAAUCAUUUCUCUGGAAGAGGGAAGAAAAGUGGAUACCAAAGACUGGAUGACUUUACCUUGAUCGACGACGCCUCGAGAGGUUCAUGGGGAAGUUUGCAGUUGAUGUGGAGGUUCAAGGGAGCACACAUUGCUUGCGUCGGAGCCGUGUUGACGAUGUUGUCACUUGCUUUGGGCUUCUUCUCUCAGCAACUGAUUACCUUGCGGAUAGACCAGAUUGAAAGCAAUGCGCAAGGCCAAGCGGGAACCGUAGCCAGAAGUCAGUGGGCAAGCGCCGUAUCAGGAACCGCAAACUCUUGGAGUCCCCUAUCACCGACAAAACUAGCCAUGUACAACGGAUUCAUGUCUACAGAAGUCAGCUUGCCGCAAGUCACCUGCCCAACUGGGAACUGCACUUGGCCUAUCGUUCCAACCGUUGGGGUCUGCGGCUCAUGUGUCGACCUCACAUCCGAGAUCAAAAUCAACCGAAGCUCCUCCGCAUAUUGCAUUGUGACUGCGCCGGAUGGUGCACAGCUUCGAGGAUACUGCGGCUCAGGAUCUGAUUUCAUGCCCGUAUUCAACAUCAGCACUGGCUCGAACCGUACUUUUGAAUCUACGGAUCCUCGAAUGAUCAAGGUGGACGCGCCCAACCUGAUUGCUCAAUUCAGCGGUCUGGGUAUUCCCGGCGGGAUGCCAGCGACUACCCCUCUUGACGACUCCCGUGCGGCUGAAUGUGCUCUGUGGUAUUGCCUCCAGGCAAGGAACAUCAGUGUCGAGUCAGGAAAGUUGAAGGACGAGAUCGUCGAUACCUGGAGUGAGGUAUCCGGAGUUUCGACUCCCGAUGGGAGAAAUGUCACAUUCGCCAAUAUCCCGGCCAACUUCAACGCCGAAGCUGGCAAAAGCUACGGGAUGGGUCCAUUUCAGAUGUACGCCAUGCAAGGGUACGCAAAGACAAACAUCAUAGGAAACGUCAGCGCCGAUGGAACUUUGGGGAUCGUGUUCACAUCAGCGUCGCCCUUUGCAGACGGAAUGCACGCCAGUUUCGGGGAUGUUGGCAGCUGGAUGGAGAGACUUACGAGAAGCUUGACCAACGACGUGCGCCUAAAUAGCAACGACACCACAAGCGACGAUGCCUUCAGAGGUACCGUAAUGACCAGCCAGGUAGUCAUUGUCGUGCGUUGGGGUUGGAUCGUAUACUCUGUUGCCUUGGUCGCUGUGUCGACGAUUUAUCUUGUAGCUGAGGUUGUGCGAACGGACAGGAAAGGACUGCUGCCCUGGAAAUCUGAUGUUCUCUUGCCAGUGUGCAUGGACAUGGAUGAUGGGAUCAGGGAGAAAGCAGCGGGGGGCAUCAUUGAGCCGGGCGGCCUAAAGAGAUUGGUCGGGGAUGUUCCGGUUCAGCUGAGGGCUGACAGGACCGGCGUUAUUAGGUUCGCACAAGAGGUCAAGACCGAUGUAACAAAUUCGCCUUGA